UGAAUCCUUCUGACAUCCCCCUACGAUUGAUUGAUUCUGCGUCCAUCGCUCGCUAAGGUCGCGUUGCAAUCUGUGAGCGCACGCCCCGAACUCCGGUAUACAUAUGUCCAGCGGUGUUGACGUCCGACGACGUCCAGGAAUCUGGUCUUACCUGAGCUUCUCCUCGAGCCCUCGCCGCCGCACCUCCGUCUCGCUACCGCGCAACAACAACGCCCAGGAUCCCUUUGAGAAGGCCGACCGUCACUCAGGACACGGCCCGUCAGGAUCAGGCUUCAUGAACGAUAUCAAGGCUGCGGGGAUGAAUCAGGGGCAGCGGACACGAUAUCUGAAGGCGGGCGGCAUUCUCGCCUUCAUCCUCCUUAUUUUCUUCUAUCUCGCGCCUAGACAUGGCAGUGAUACAGGCCCUUUCCCCGGUGGAGAUACCGCGUCAGACCCUACAUUGGCAACGACAAAGUGCAAGAAGUCCUUCGACUCCCACAAGCCCCUCAUCCAGUACGCCCUCAUGAUCGACGCUGGCAGCACUGGCUCACGCAUCCACGUAUACCGUUUUAACAAUUGCGGCUCAACUCCCGAGUUGGAAGAUGAGGUAUUCGAGAUGACCGCGAAGAAGGAGGGCGGCUCUGGCUUGAGCUCAUACGGCGAGAAGGCUGAAGAGGCCGCGGCCAGUUUGGAUGUCCUGAUGGACGUUGCUGUGAAGCACGUCCCCGACAAAAUCAAGAAGUGCACCCCAGUUGCCGUCAAGGCGACUGCCGGCCUUCGCAAACUUGGCCCUGAAAAAAGUGACAACAUCCUGAAAGCUGUUAGACACCGCUUGGAGACUAAGUACCCCUUCCCCGUUGUUUCUGACGAGAAUGGAGGCGUGGAGGUUAUGGAAGGCAAAGACGAAGGUGUCUACGCCUGGAUCACAGCCAAUUACCUCCUAGGGAAGAUUGGUGGCCCGGACAAGUCCCCGACCGCAGCUGUCCUUGAUCUUGGUGGUGGAUCCACUCAGAUCGUUUUCGAGCCUACCUUUAGGGAUAGCAAGACUGGCGGUAUGCCCGAGAAGCUGGCCGACGGUGACCACAAGUACGAACUCAGCUUCGGCGGCCGCAAGUUCGAGCUUUACCAACACUCCUACCUAGGCUACGGUCUGAUGGAAGCCCGCAACAACCUCCACAACGUCGUCAUCAACGCCACCUACGAGGAAAACAAAUCGACUGACGCCUCCACCUGGUUAUCCAAGCCUGUCCUCAACCCCUGCAUCGCUCCCGGUAUGUCCAAGGAGGUCACCGUUAGUCUAGGCGCUGCCCACCCUCUCGGCGAGUCCGUCACUGUCAACAUGACCGGCCCAACAGACGGCUCGCCAGCCCAAUGCCGCGCCCUCGCCGAGAAGACCCUCGAGAAAGACGCUGAUUGCAAGCUUGCCCCAUGCGCCUUCCGCGGCGUCCAUCAGCCCUCGCUCGAGAAGACGUUCGCUCGCGAAGACGUUUUCCUCUUCUCCUACUUCUACGACCGCACGCAGCCUCUCGGUAUGCCAGAGUCUUUCACGCUAGCCGAGCUCAAAGACCUUACUCACCGCGUCUGCCACGGCGAGGAGGCCUGGGACGUCUUCCACAGCAUCGAGGGUGCCUUGGAUGAGUUGAGGGGCCGAGCGGAUCAUUGUUUGGAUCUGAAUUUCAUGCUUGCGCUGCUGCAUACUGGGUAUGAGAUGCCGAUUGAACGUGAAGUUAAGAUCGCGAAGAAGAUCAAGGGGAACGAGUUAGGAUGGUGUUUGGGUGCUAGCUUGCCAUUACUUAAUAAGGAGUCAGGAUGGCAGUGCAGGAUCAAGGAUGUCACGCAGUAGAUGUCUGAAAUUAAACGGAGAGCGACGAGCGACGAUGAAUAAUGCAUUGGAUCGGCGUUUAAGUUUCUUUUUCUCUUCUUCUCCCCUGCCUUGUAGAGCUUCUAUUGCGUUAUUCUUCGCAUCAUCUCUUUCCAUCAGGAACAUUUGUGUCUCAUGGGUCAUGUGCAUUAUAAAGAUGUAUCAUAUCAUCAAUCGCAUUGCUUUUCCACGAAACCCAU
Mytilinidion resinicola is the source of this 2040-nucleotide messenger RNA. RefSeq lists its product as uncharacterized. Gene Ontology annotation, cellular component: Golgi apparatus; membrane. Bases 104 to 1822 code for a protein of 572 amino acids. Gene Ontology annotation, biological process: nucleoside diphosphate catabolic process; protein N-linked glycosylation. Lineage: Eukaryota; Fungi; Ascomycota; Dothideomycetes; Mytilinidiales; Mytilinidiaceae. Gene Ontology annotation, molecular function: GDP phosphatase activity; UDP phosphatase activity. The transcript is spliced from 4 exons. The record is from RefSeq and is a predicted model, not a curated record.